AUGAAAGAAACUCAACCUGACAUUGACCAUCUCAUCUCCCAAACUGUAGCUUUAACCUGGGAUGACCUUAUCCUUGAGCUAGCAAAGGAAGCAGCAGCAAUAGUCACGAAUCAUGCUCAUGUUGGAAAGCUUGUAUCCACAAAGCCCUUAAACAAAUACACUUUCCACGCUGCCAUAAAGGCCAUACAAAGUUUCAUCACAGGACUUACCAUAGAGGAUCUGGAUCAAAACACGUUCCUGUUCACCUUCCCCACUACACAAGACAAAAACAAAAUUUUCAGUCAAAGGCCUUGGAACUUCAAAGGCUAUCACAUGAUCCUAAAAGAGUGGCUCCCAAGACACAGUUUACAAGAAGUGGACCUAAGGUAUUUAGCGUUUUGGAUACAAAUACAUGGGCUUCCUCUAGAAUUGGUGACCCAAGAAAAUGCAGAAAAGAUCGGUAGAGUAAUAGGUAACUUGCUAGGAUUUGACCACAUUGUAGCUUUUGUCAAAAGAUUCCUAAGAAUAAGGGUUGAAAUAGACACUUCAAAGCCUCUACUAGAUGGUUUCAUUCUUCCCCAACUCAACAGACAACCUGCAAAAAUCACAUUCAAGUAUGAGAGACUUUCAGAGUUUUGCUACAUAUGUGGGAGACUUGGCCAUGUGCACCAGUCUUGCCCUCAUGUACAUGGAAGUGACGUUGAACCUCAAUAUGGUCAAAGCAUGAGUGUAGAAGGACAAGAGAAAAAAAGAACCAACAGAGUGGAAGAAAAUCUAGUAAACACACCCCUUUCUGAGCUUUCAAAUCCCAAGAGACUACCUUCGCUACCUCCAAUCCGAAUCAACGAACCAAUGAACAACAUCAACAUCUCAGUUAAAAACUAUCCUCUCAAGCAAUUCCAGAAUCAACCUUUGUAUAAAGGAAAAUGUAAAAUAAUACUAGAAAAGAAAGGAGAAUCUAGUGGGCAAAUUACCAAGGUUCAACAAAACAUGCUUUUCAAAGGUGGUAAUAGUGCAUUUUUGGGCUUCAGUACUGUUCUUCUUCUACCCGGGAUUUAG
Molecule: messenger RNA, 1038 nt
Organism: Juglans microcarpa x Juglans regia
Lineage: Eukaryota; Viridiplantae; Streptophyta; Magnoliopsida; Fagales; Juglandaceae
Exons: 1
Coding region: 1-1038 (345 amino acids)
Molecular function (GO): nucleic acid binding; zinc ion binding
Source: RefSeq, a predicted model, not a curated record